Molecule: messenger RNA, 4105 nt
Organism: Osmerus eperlanus (European smelt)
Lineage: Eukaryota; Metazoa; Chordata; Actinopteri; Osmeriformes; Osmeridae
Product: cytosolic phospholipase A2 zeta-like
Exons: 20
Coding region: 72-2492 (806 amino acids)
Biological process (GO): glycerophospholipid catabolic process
Cellular component (GO): cytosol
Molecular function (GO): calcium-dependent phospholipid binding; calcium ion binding
Source: RefSeq, a predicted model, not a curated record
AAGAUAUAACCUACAGGUCUGUGCACGAACUGAUAGAUCUGCAAGAGCUUGGUGACUGAAAAGGAGGAAUCAUGCAAAACAAAGAGAGUCCUACAGGGUCCUACUCAAAUCUGAAGGUUACUGUUCUUAGAGCAAAAACCAGCUACUCCCGUGAUUAUUGGUCUGAGUCAGACUGCUAUGUCACAUUACAUAUCCCCACGGCCUCUACGAAGAUUCACCGUACCAAGACUGUCGACAAUAGCAGCUCCCCAGAGUGGAAUGAAACUUUCAACUUUAGGGUCCAGUCUUCUGUAAAGAACGUCCUGGAGAUUAGACUGUAUGAUGAGGACACUUUCAUAGAUGGUGAUGACUUGUGUUCAGUUGUGUUAUUUGACAUCAACAACCUCGUACCAGGAGUGAAGGAGACUAAAGUCUUCAACAGAGACUCACAGACGAAUGAUGAACUGUGGAUGGAAUUUCAGCUGCUUGAGUGUGGUGAUCCUCCUUGUAAAUAUAUUUCAAACGGAGUCCUAAUGGCUGCCCCAUUCACUGCUGUGGAUGUUAGUUUGAGCGACAAAAACUUGAAACCGGACAUGAUUUUAAGACUAACAGGAGCAUAUAAUGAAAAUCAAAAGGUGGCCAGUUCAGAACAAAUAACAGAACUUUCAAAAACCUUGCGGUUCUAUGUGAACAGAUAUCUGGAGACAGAACUCAUGAUAAAUCAGCUGGACAGCUCGAGUGGCAGUUCAGCAAAUGCUGUUCAGCUUAAGGAAUUGCCAGCUAAAGACCAAGUUAACAUGUCUAUUCCCUUUGGAGAGGAAAAGCUGGACUUACAUUUGAAAAUGGAGGACUGCCCAAAGAAAGAUUUUCAAGUUCGUUUGGAUUUCAACCUUUCACCCCAAGAGAAGAAGUUCCUGGAGCAGAGAAGAGUGGUGGUGGAUCAGGCCUUAAAGAAAGUGUUGAAGCUUAACUCUGCCCGUACACUCAAAAAGGUACCUGUAAUAGCUGUUGUGGCCUCAGGGGGCGGGACUAGAGCUAUGACUGGCAUGUAUGGGAGCCUGAGGGGCCUACAGAGAAUUGGCCUUCUGGACACUGUGACUUAUAUUACUGGAGUGUCUGGUUCUACCUGGGCCAUGGCCAAAUUAAACGAGCAAGAUGAUUGGUCCCAUUGUGACAUGGAAAAGGCAAUUGCUGAACUGGAGAAGGAGAUCACAAAGAGUGCUCUUAGUGCCUUCGCCGUGGAGAAACUGCAGUACUACCACACUGAAACUGGAAAGAGAGAGCAGGAGGGACACCCGGUGUCACUCAUAGACAUGUGGGGAUUGGUCAUUGAGGAGCUGACCCAUGGGAAGAAAAACAGCCAUACUCUGUCUGAGCAGCAGAGGGCAGUGUCAAAGGGCCAAAACCCCCUCCCCAUCUACACUGCUGUCAAUAUGAAGGAAGGAAGGAAAGGCACUACAGCUGAGAAAGAAUGGUGUGAGUUCACGCCAUAUGAAGUGGGGAUCCCAAAGUAUGGGGCUUUUGUCCGUGCUGAAGAUUUUGGCAGUGAAUUCUACCUAGGAUACAUGAUCAAGAAGCUCCCAGAGACACGUCUCCCCUAUCUGAUAGGAAUCUGGAGUAGUGUUUUCUCUUUGAACCUGACUCAGCUGUGGACAGCUUGCACUGGAAUGCUACCUUCCUGGAGCCCAUGGCUGGGGGAGAAUGUGGGCAACAUAGAAGCAGACAGUGAGCCAAUUACCCUGGACACAUAUCUCCUCACGCCGAUCACCAGCACGGCUAGCGUGGUCUCCAGAUUUUUCAAGAGCCGACCCGUCAUCACUGAGAUAUACAACUUUAUGCGUGGAUUCUUCAUGCAUUCCAAUUAUAACAAAAACUCAAACUUUACCGCCUGGAAAGAUAGCCACCCUGAUGCCUUCCCAAACAACCUAACACCAGCUGACUCCAAACUGCAACUAGUUGAUGCUGGCCAUGCAAUAAACAUUGGUUGCCCUCCAGUGUUGCGUCCCCAGAGGGGUGUAGAUGUCAUCCUGACUUUCAGCUACUCAUGGGAUCCGCAGGAUGUUUUAGAGGUUAUAAAACUGACACAGGAUUACUGUGAAGACCACAAGAUACCCUUCCCCCACAUUGACUUCAGCAAGCUCGAGGCUGAGCCUGUGAGAGAGCUCUACGUCUUUGAAGACAAAGAGAACCCAGAGGCUCCCAUUCUGCUGCACAUGCCCCUUGUCAAUGUUUCUUAUCGUGAGUUCAAGGCUCCUGGUCAACCACGGAAAGGUGAGGAGGAGAUGGAGGCGGGGAAAGUUGAUGUUAGCUCUGACUCUUCUCCCUACAAGACCUCCAACCUGACCUACUCUGUGAAGGACUACAGGUCACUGGUGGAUCUCACCACCUACAAUGUUGUCAACAACAAGGAUGCGAUCUUGAAGGCUCUUCGCAGUUCCCUAGAGAGGGCAGUCCCUGUGAAGGAAGAAGCCAGUCAGGAUCAGGACAAGCCAGUAAAAAAAUCAGUUCAGUGAGGGAAGUAGUAUAAUUCCUGUAGAACCAUGUCUGUUUCACAAAAACAUGGACAUUUUAAAAUAGUAUUUUAUAAGGAUUUGGUUAUUCCGCCAAUAAUUAAAUUCAACAUAGUUUGUAAUAAUGGGUGUCACCCUGCCCCCCACCUCUCAUAUGCUAAAAUCCAGAGGUGGAAAAAGUACUAAAAUAUUAUACUCAAGUAAAAGUACCAAUACUUUGAUAAAAUAUUACUCAAGUACAAGUGAAAUUACCUAUCUGAAAAAUUACUCAAUUAAAAGUAAUAAAUAGUUCAUUUAAAAUGUACUUUAAGUAAAAGUUACUUAGUUAAAAAACAUUUUUUACCAUCGAACGGGGCGGGGCGGGAGAUCUCUCCUAUGUAGUGAAAAUGCCCUAUCUACGUCAUUUCGCCCCAUCUACGUCAGAUCACUGAAUGUCUCCUCCUGCUGUACUGUUAUUGUAGCUUACAUCAGCUAGCUAGCUAGCUUCAGGAUUUCUCCCACCACUAGUGAUGGGCAUUCCGGCUCUUUUUCGUGAGCCGGCUCGUAUGGCUCAGCUCACCAAAAAGAGCCGGCUCUUUUGGCUCCCGAACGGCUCUUUAAAAAAUACAUGUUUUAACUAUGAAUUUGACUAUGAUGGGUGUGAAAACAAUUUGAAUUAAAUUAUGAAAUGAAAUCAUACUCGACCGUAACCACAUAUCUUUAAAAAUGCAUUGAUUUGUCAUGGCUCUCCUCCGAGUUUUGACUGGCCCUCCCUCAUGCAGGAUUGACAGGAACAGAAUGUGAGGAUGAUCGUGUGCGCCUUUAAGCCUACAAGUAUUUUUUUGUUGUUCUUUGAAUUAGUCAAUUAUUUUAAAUACAAUUAAAAGUCAUUAUUUCAUAAUCAUUUAGUUUUUAUAGGCUGUAUUAAUCUAUUAAAAAUAGAGUCGGUUCUUCAGAUAUGCGAGCCAGCUCCCGACGUUCACCUUCAAGAGCCGGCUCUUAGAGACGGAUCGUUCGCGAACGACCCAUCACUACCCACCACCCGCAACUGCAUCUUCCCUGGAUGCAAGAACUCCAGCUGCGCUGCAACGCCAUUUAAGUUCCCUGUUGAUAAUGAAAGGAAAAAUAGGUGGAUAGAUUUUGUGAAGAGCCACGCUCAUGGAAAGCUUCGGAUAAACUCCAACAGCCCCCUCUGCGCCACUGACCAUUUCACGGCCGACAGUUUUAACAUGGACCAGAGACAGACGGGGUUCACCAACACACGGCUUCUCUUGCAGCGCGGAGCCUUACCGAGCAUCGCCCCCCCCGGCCGUUCAUCCUCCGGUCGCACCUGGACCAUCCACCGCCGCCUGCAGUUCAUCACUCAGUUCUGUGUGCUUGUUAUAAUUAUACUAGAUAACUUUUCCAGAAGUAUCUCUGCUAUAAUUAGUGCAAACCGCUAACUUGAUAUUAGGCUACUCGGUGUAGAAUGAUGGUAUUUUGGUGAAAUGGUAGCUAAUGUGCUAGAAGUAGUUGGAGAGCUCACUGUCUGCUGUCUCUGCUGUAAAUGUUUACUCUUGUGUUACAGAUCAGGGGAAUAUUUCAUUUAUAUGCAUCUGUAUGUUUCACUCAUUGAACAAAUAAAUUCUAAUUCUAUA